AUGACUGAUACAGAUGAAUCCCAGGCUUCUGGCUCAGAUUGCCCUGAUGCCCAAGAGCUGAUAUGCAACCAACAGAAGAAAGAACUGUGUAAGGUACAUGUGUGUGAAACAAAUAGGCGAACAAAGUCUUCAAGGCAGAAGAAUGCUGCUGCUGACCAGUCUUCAGAUGAGCUUAACAGUAUAUGUAAAUCAGCUGCUUCAGCUGAGGUUUUACUGGACAGCAGUGGUUCAGAAAUUGAUCUCUCUGCUGCUAGUGGCAGUGAGUACCAUCCUAAGUGCUCCAUUGCACCUUCAGAGCAAAAAAGGAGAUCUCAAGCUUCAAGGCAACAAGCUGAAUCUGUUGCAGGAGUGUCUGAGAGUGAAAGCUCUUCAGAUCUUUCUCUAUCCCCUCCAAGUCCAGUGAAAUCGUCUGAAACUCCCCAGAAGCAGAAGUCAAAACUCAAUUUGAAAGCCAUUUUUGCCUAUCACUUCAGAGGAAAGAAGUUUAAGGCUGCUGCACACCGAAAAUACAGAGGUGGCUCAGGGAAGAAGAAGAAGAAGUAUGAAAGCACACAGAUGCCUACAGGGAGGCCGCCCCUAACAGCCUCACCUCAAGAGCAAAAGAGAAGGCUUCUAGACAGAGGUUAUCAAUUCCCUUUUGUUGAAAAACAUUAUGGGAAGAAACAUAUUCCCUUAAAGAUGGUUCUUGGCUAUGAGCAAGCAGCUGCAAAAGGCUAUUUCAAGUACAUUGAAGUGCUUAAAUACGAAGAACAUCUUAAAAAAGCUUUACAAGACCUUCAGGCUAGUGAAGACUUAGAAAGAGAAUGUCUGAUGGUACGGAAACACAAAUAUUUAGAUGAUGAAGGCCCCAUUUCCCCUAUUCAGGAGACAAAUGAUGAUGAUGACAACUUGAAUUCUGAUAAUCAAGAUGGCCUUGAUGCCAGAGUAGUGGAGAACAGCGCUUUCAUUAUAAGCAGCAAAAUUCCCAGUAAGAAGAAAUCAAAGCCCGAAACAAAACGUGCAAAAUCAACUGAAGUUAUUGAAAUAGAGGAGGAAGAAGACUAUGCUGCUGAGAACUCUGGGCUUCUGCAAGGUUUACCUAGGAGAACAGAAAACUAA
Phaethon lepturus (White-tailed tropicbird) is the source of this 1098-nucleotide messenger RNA. It is a transcript of the gene TAF1D, whose product is annotated as TATA box binding protein (TBP)-associated factor, RNA polymerase I, D, 41kDa. The record is from RefSeq and is a predicted model, not a curated record. Gene Ontology annotation, cellular component: nucleoplasm; nucleus; RNA polymerase transcription factor SL1 complex. The coding region runs from base 1 to 1098 and encodes 365 amino acids. Lineage: Eukaryota; Metazoa; Chordata; Aves; Phaethontiformes; Phaethontidae. The transcript is spliced from 5 exons. Gene Ontology annotation, biological process: regulation of DNA-templated transcription.